Molecule: messenger RNA, 3968 nt
Organism: Heterocephalus glaber (naked mole-rat)
Lineage: Eukaryota; Metazoa; Chordata; Mammalia; Rodentia; Bathyergidae
Gene: Fhip1a
Product: FHF complex subunit HOOK interacting protein 1A
Source: RefSeq, a predicted model, not a curated record
GGUGGGGCCGGGUGGGGGCGCGCCCCGGGACCCGAGAGCUCAGCCGCGGGCUGACGCACCGUCGGGGAGUUGCGCCCUGACCUUCCCUCGCCUUGUACUUUCUACGCGAGCCCCGCUGGACACCGACCCGGAACCAGCCUGGCCGGGAAGGCGGCCUGGGCGCGGGGAGUGUCGCGUGGGCCGAGCGAGGAGCCGACGCUGCCUUCCUAGUUGACAGUGCCCGGCGCGGGUGGCGGAGAGCGCGGCGCAAACUUUCCGCCUGGCCGCGGCCGCCGACAGAUUUGAAAGUUUUCUGGUGGUUCCUACCAGAGCCAGAUGUUAGAGAAAUGUUUUACAUUUCUCUGGAGAGUGAAGUGACCAAAUACAACCCAGGCUGUCAAAGAGAGCAGUCACAGGUCCUUGAGGUUGCGCAGCAGGCGGCGAAACCACUGAGCUAAAUCUCCGACCCUUGAAGCAGUAAUAUUGAUAGAGGAAAAAUAUGACUCCCAACCUGCCAGAUGUCAGAUGUGUUGAGUUUGUGUCCCUCGAAACUGAAGAAUGAAUUCCAAGGAACAACAGAGGAUUUUGGAAAGUGACCAUGAAGAGUGAAGAAGUUACAUUUCUGAUACUUGGAAGUUAGUGACUGCUUACCACAUUUUCAUGAAAAUUAAAUAUGACUUAGAAGCACUGAAGGUUUAUGAUGUCAUCAGUUUCGACAGAAAGCAAACUCCAGCAGGCUGUGAGCCUGCAGGGAGUUGACCCAGAGACAUGCAUGAUUGUGUUUAGAAACCACUGGGCACAGGUUAUAAAAAUCUUAGAGAAGCAUGAUCCCUUGAAGAACUCCCAGGCAAAGUAUGGGUCCAUCCCUCCAGAUGAGGCCAGCGCUGUGCAGAACUAUGUAGAACACAUGCUUUUCUUGCUAAUUGAAGAGCAAGCCAAGGAUGCUGCAAUGGGGCCAAUUUUGGAAUUUGUGGUCUCUGAGAACAUAAUGGAGAAGCUCUUCCUUUGGAGUUUGAGACGGGAGUUUACUGAUGAGACUAAAAUUGAGCAGCUGAAGAUGUAUGAGAUGUUGGUCACCCAAUCACACCAGCCUCUGCUGCAUCAUAAGCCCAUUCUGAAGCCUCUGAUGAUGUUGCUUAGCUCUUGUUCAGGAACAACCACUGCAGCUGUGGAGGGGAAGUUGGUUGUCCUCCUAAAUCAGCUGUGUUCCAUCCUUGCCAAAGACCCAUCCAUUCUGGAACUCUUCUUCCACACUAGUGAGGACCAAGGGGCUGCCAACUUCCUUAUCUUCUCCCUCUUGAUUCCCUUCAUUCAUCGUGAAGGGACAGUUGGCCAGCAAGCUCGGGAUGCUUUGCUGUUUAUCAUGUCUCUGUCAGCUGAGAACAGCAUGGUGGCCCAUCACAUCGUGGAGAAUACCUAUUUUUGUCCAGUACUGGCAACUGGUCUCAGUGGGCUGUACUCCUCCCUCCCCACAAAGCUGGAAGAGAAAGGUGAGGAGUGGCACUGCCUCCUGAAGGAUGACUGGCUCCUGCUUCCCCCGCUGGUGCAGUUCAUGAACUCCCUGGAGUUCUGCAAUGCGGUCAUUCAGGUGGCUCACCCCUUGAUUCGCCACCAGCUUGUCAAUUAUAUCUACAAUGGAUUCUUGGUCCCGGUCUUGGCUCCUGCUCUUCAUAAGGUGACUGUCGAGGAGGUUAUGACCACCACUGCAUACCUGGACCUUUUCCUGCGCAGUAUCUCGGAGCCAGCGCUGCUUGAGAUCUUCCUCCGUUUUAUCCUGCUGCACCAGCAUGAGAAUGUUCACAUUCUAGACACUCUCACGAGCCGAAUCAACACCCCUUUUCGGCUUUGUGUGGUGUCCCUGGCAUUAUUCAGAACUCUCAUCGGUUUACAUUGUGAAGAUGUGAUGUUACAACUAGUUUUAAGGUACCUGAUCCCCUGCAAUCACAUGAUGCUGAGUCAGAGGUGGGCUGUGAAGGAGAGAGACUGCUACUCGGUGUCUGCUGCCAAGCUGCUUGCCUUGACCCCCAGCUGCUGCGCCAGUGGCAUCACCCUGACUCUGGGGCACCAAGAGCGGGAUUACGUUCUCUGGUCAGAGUGCACACACGAUGGCUCAGGACCUACCCCAAAGGGUUGUCCAAGGACAAGUGAAUUAAGACACAUAGAGUUCUUAGAAGACUGUGUGGCAUAUAGGCCUGCAGAGCCGCUGCCCGAGACACCCUUGCCCUCAGCCUGCAUCGUGGAGCGUGGGAAGGCCCUGGACAUCAGCUACCUGCAGUACCUGUGGGAGGCCCAUACCAACAUCCUGUGCUGCAUGAGGGACUGCCGUGUCUGGUCCGCGCUGUAUGAUGGGGACUCGCCCAGCUCCGAGACAUUUCUGUGCAGCCUGCGGGAGGAUGGCCCCGUGCGCUCGGUGUGCCUCGGGUCCCAGCUCCCGCAGCACCUGGGGAAGGGUGGCUCUCAGCUGACUCCAGCCAAGGACAAGGGCCAGACAGAGCUGGAGUGGGAUGACAGCUACGACACAGGCAUCUCCUCGGGGGCUGACGCAGGGUCCCCUGGGGCUUAUGAUGACCUGGAGACUUCUGGCCCCCCAGUGCCCGUUGAUCCCCCUAAGCACAUCCAAGAGAUGAAGAAAAAUGCCAUCUUGCUUUUCAAAGGGUCCUACAUUGAGGAGUCGGACUUCCAGGACGACGUGAUGGUGUACAGGCUCUGUGCAGAGAAGGAUGCGGAGGAAGCCAGGGACUCACAGGAGGAAGCUGCAAGGCCGCCACCUGAGGCCCAGCCUGAGGUUCACAGUUCCCCUGUGAACAGCAGGCCCCUCAGUCCCCCGCCAGAGUUGGAUUCAGAGGGGGAACACAAGAUGGACAAUUCAGACCUGUUUCAGAAGAUGUCCAAGGAUCCAGUGCAAGAGAAUGUGCCUGAGAUAGCCCCAGGAUCAGAGCCAGAGUCAGCAGCCCCCACCUCUGAGGCAGAACACAGUCCAGACCUGCUGGUAAUCGGCCCAGCGGGCGAAGACUUCAUUUCACAGUAUGACCAGAUCAUUAGAGAGCUGGAUGCGGGCUCUGAGAGAUUGAUGGACCAGAGCUUUCUCACACCACAGCCCUUGCUUCUCCCCAGAGAGGAGGAAGGCAGGGAAGAAGAAUGCCGAGGAGAAAAGGACGGGGUGGAGGAGCCGCAGCAGAAGGAUGUGGAAGCGGAGGAGGACGACUUUGACUCUCUUACAGCAGAAGCUCCUGCUGUGGCGAGUGUGCCUUCCCCGUGGGGGGCAAGAGAGGAGGCUGCCUUUGCUGGCCACCAUCCUGUGAGGACUCCGAGCACUCCGUUCACAGGCCCAUUCAUGAGCGUGGUCCUCUCUAAGCUGGAGAACAUGCUGGAGAACUCACUGCACGUUAACUUGUUGCUUAUCGGGAUCAUCACACAGCUGGCCAGCUAUCCCCAGCCCCUCCUGCGCUCUUUUCUGCUCAACACCAACAUGGUCUUCCAGCCCAGCAUGCGCUCCCUCUACCAGGUCCUUGCAUCUGUGAAAAACAAGAUUGAGCAUUUUGCCUCUAUGGAGAGAGACUUCCCAGGCCUCCUCAUCCAAGCCCAGCAGUACCUGCUCUUCCGGGUAGACAUGUCCGACGUGACCCCUGAGGCGCUAACCAAAGAUCCCAUUCAGGAGGCUUCCAAGACUGGAAGUAGCAGGAACCUUUUGGAUGGUCCCCCACGAGUGCUUCAGCCCUUCCUGACCAGCAGAGCCAGGGUGGCCGGGCCACCUCCAAACCUGCCCCUGCCGGUGAGGAACACCAUGCUGGCUGCCGCUCUCUUCCCCGAGUUCCUGAAGGAGCUGGCUGCCCUGGCGCAGGAACACUCCAUUCUGUGCUACAAGAUCCUGGGGGACUUUGAGGACUCCUGUUGCUAGUGUUUCAAAAAAUUGUCUUCAUAGACUCUUGUUUUAUAAGGUUGUAGUAUCUUGACUGAAUGUUAAAUGCAAAGCUGCUUGUCAAAUUCUA